UAUAAAUAGUCAUAGUUUAACUUUGCAUCGUUCGAGACUGAAGUAAGAACGAACUAGCAAUCAUAGAAUGAGAUUGAAAUGGACCUAAAUCAAGAGAAUCGAGAAAAUGACCAGCACAAGGACCAAAGAGGCCAACGUCUCCACGUCCUGACGACGAGACAAAGCAGUUUGGAUCUGAUUAAAGAGGAACCGGAAAGAGAAAAGCCGGUCACGGCCCCCGUAGUGGUCGAAAUGGAAGAAGAUUACCUGAAAGUUAAGAAAAAACCACCGCCUGGUAUAAAUGCGUCACUGGUUCUUUGGUAUGCUCUGAUGUUCACUACAUUUUCUAUAGGUUGGGUGUACUUGAACAAAUGUCCACUGAAUUGCAUGAUACCUAUUUAUUUGAUUGUCACAGGGUUUCUGGGAGCGACUGCCAGAUUCUUGAACAAGAUGGAUGAUGUUCGAAUGUAUAAUAUUUCAUUGUUAUUAGUGUGCAUUUACGUUGUUUGGAAUGUUAUAGGAUCUAUUUGGGUCUUCAAAGAAUAUCAACCAGUUUACAUACCAACCGAAUCUCCCUUGUACUGCAAUAGGGUGGUUUACCUAUUUUCGUUCUGGUGGUUGCUUUUACAAUAUACUUCUUUGGGAUUUUUUGUUCUACUUGGACUAUGUUAUAUGAUGAUGAGAAAUGAUUUCAAUAAAUCGAGAAAUUGAGUGAAGUUUUUAUGCCC
Molecule: messenger RNA, 707 nt
Organism: Harmonia axyridis
Lineage: Eukaryota; Metazoa; Arthropoda; Insecta; Coleoptera; Coccinellidae
Product: transmembrane protein 272-like
Exons: 4
Coding region: 79-690 (203 amino acids)
Source: RefSeq, a predicted model, not a curated record